CCGUGACCCGUCCACUUCCCUUUCUCAACCAACUCGCUCUCUCUCUUCUCUCUCCGGCGAGCACAGGUCUGGCGAGCUCAGGUCCGGCGAGCCCAGGUCCGGCGAGCCCAGGUCCGGCGAGACCAGGUCCGGCGAGCCCAGGUCCGGCGAGUCCAUACCCCCGUCAUCUUCCCUUUCUCAACCCACUCGCUCUCUCUCUUCUCUCUUUCUCUCUCGAAUAACUCCCUCUUUCUCUCUCUUCUAUCUCCGGUGAGUCCAGUCACGGCGAUCCUACCCAGCCCCAAACCCAGCCCCGGCGCAGCCCCGUUGCAAUCCCGACCCUACCCGCGCAACUUGACAAAAUCUCUCUGCCGCCAUUGCGACCCUGCCCGCCCCAAACCGAGCCCCAGCCCCAAAUCGUGGAUUUCUCUAAACAAGUUUCAACAUUUCUCAAAAAAAAAAAAAAAAAAAAACCCAACGUAGAAGACGAUGCAGUGGUACUUCGUUGCGGCUUUACUCACCAUUCUCACCAGUUCUCAGGGAAUACUGACAACACUCUCCCAAAGUAAUGGCAAGUAUUUGUAUGACUACGCAACUGUUCCAUUUCUUGCAGAAGUAUUCAAGCUAGUAGUUUCUAGUAUACUUCUUUGGAGAGAAUGUCAAGCAUCACCUUCGACACAGAUGACUACUGAUUGGAAGACCGUGCGACUAUAUCCUAUUCCCUCAGUUAUAUAUCUAAUUCACAACAAUGUUCAGUUUGCUACUCUGGUUUAUGUUGAUACAUCCACAUAUCAGAUAAUGGGCAAUCUGAAGAUUGUUACUACUGGUAUCUUGUUCAGGCUAUUCCUGAAGAGGAAGCUGUCUAAUCUGCAAUGGAUGGCAAUCGUUCUAUUAGCUGUUGGAACAACCACAAGUCAGGUUAAAGGUUGUGGAGAAGCUUCGUGUGAUUCUUUAUUCUCAGCGCCAAUCCAAGGGUAUAUGUUGGGCAUCCUAUCAGCUUGUCUUUCUGCAUUAGCUGGUGUUUACACAGAGUUUUUGAUGAAGAAGAACAAUGAUAGCUUGUACUGGCAGAAUGUGCAAUUGUAUACAUUUGGCGCAAUUUUCAACAUGGCGCGGCUUCUCUUGGACGAUUUCAGGCAUGGGUUUGAGAACGGACCCUGGUGGCAACGCCUUUUCUACGGAUACACUUUUACAACUUGGAUGGUGGUCUUAAAUCUUGGAUCAACUGGCUUGUUGGUCUCUUGGUUGAUGAAAUACGCUGACAAUAUUGUUAAGGUCUACUCAACAUCAAUGGCAAUGCUGCUGACAAUGGUUUUAUCUAUCUACCUUUUCACCUUCAAGCCCACAUUGCAGCUUUUCUUGGGAAUUAUCAUCUGCAUGAUGUCACUACACAUGUAUUUCGCUCCUCGGAACAUGCUUGUAGACAUAUCGGUUACGGCUAAAGCUGCUUCUGAGAGUCUGAAAGAAGUUUCUGUUGACCGAAGAUCAGAUUCCUAAUGCCAACUCCUCUUCAAGAGACGGAUACAUUUUUUGACACGUGAUAGGAAGUUGAACACAAUUGCAGUCUCUGGAAUAUGUACAGUAGCUGCAUCUACAGUGUGCAUCAAGAUAAAUCCAUUCUGAGGAAUUCCUUGUGUUCUACUUUGGUGGCAGUGAUGGCACAACAAUUGCUUUUAAAAGAAAGGAAUCGAUUCUAACCGGCGAUUCCCUUGCGAGCUUAUUUGAUCACAUGAGACAGAUUUGAUCAAUAAUUUUGUCUUAGUUCUUUUAACAUUGUGUCAUUAGAUUGCCAUUGGCUGCCUUCAUAAAAUAUGUUCAUGAAAAGCGCCAUUGAAAUUGAAAUUAUGUUUACGUUAUGGCCUUGAUUAAACUUGCCAGUAUUACAUAUACUUGUCACAAACAAUCAUCUUUAAUUCUAGUCGAAAUUUUUA
Messenger RNA from Morus notabilis, 1910 nucleotides. Its product is annotated as CMP-sialic acid transporter 1. Lineage: Eukaryota; Viridiplantae; Streptophyta; Magnoliopsida; Rosales; Moraceae. The coding region runs from base 469 to 1476 and encodes 335 amino acids. Gene Ontology annotation, molecular function: pyrimidine nucleotide-sugar transmembrane transporter activity. Gene Ontology annotation, biological process: pyrimidine nucleotide-sugar transmembrane transport. The record is from RefSeq and is a predicted model, not a curated record. The transcript has 8 exons. Gene Ontology annotation, cellular component: Golgi membrane.